AUGCCAGUCGCCGUUGCAGAGAGACAACCGCUCAUCACCGAUGUCAGGCCUACCAAACUGCAAAGGCUGCGCCAGAGCGAUGCAAAGGCCACCGCGCAAGCGCAAGCUCGAGUCCUGGCACCGGCAUCGGUAGCAGCCGCUGAAGACGUCGACACCGACAUCGACGUCGCAUUCCAGCAAUGCUUGGAUUCCAAAGUGCACAUUGGCACGGUGAUGGGAAAAUCAAUGUCGACCACGACCACGACCACGACCACGCUGCCCUCGCAAUACAUCGCCUCUUCUGUGAUCAGCCAACUUCCUGCGAGCGCGUACUUGCUCGUCACCGACACAAACGUAGCGAAGCUGCAUCUCUCCACGCUCGAAGCGGCUUUCCGCAGCACGCUGACUGCGACCGCUUCGGGCAGUGCGCAUCCGCACCCGCACGCCAAAUUGCUCUCCUACGUCAUGCCAAGCGGCGAGGCGACCAAGACGCGCAAGACAAAGGAGGAUCUGGAAGACUGGAUGUUGGCCUCUGGCUUGACGCGCGAUACAGUCAUCGUCGCCAUCGGCGGCGGUGUGGUGGGUGAUCUAGUCGGCUUCGUAGCUGCGACGUUUAUGCGCUCGGUCCAUCUGUGCCACGUGCCCACCACGCUGCUCGCAAUGGUCGAUAGUUCCAUCGGGGGCAAGGUGGCGGUGGAUACGCCGCUGGGAAAGAAUAUGAUCGGCGCAUUUCACCCCGCCAAGCACAUUUACGUCUUUCCACAAUUCCUCGCUACAUUGCCUGCCCGCGAGAUCGCCAACGGUAUGGCAGAGGUCAUCAAAACUGCCGCCAUUCGCGAUGCCGACCUAUUCCACGAGAUCGCCGCAUCCGCGUCCGAUGUCUGGCAAGCCUUUGACGAUAUGCGCAUUGCAGACAGCAACAACUCGAACUCGAGCGCCGACGAGACUGACAUCACGCGACGAGCGCAGCUGCUGCGACGCUUCGUCGCAUCCUCGAUCCACAUCAAAUCCUCCAUCGUCAAUGCCGAUCCGCACGAAACGACGGGACUGCGCAAUCUCGUCAACUUUGGACACUCGAUCGGUCACGCUCUCGAGAGCCUACUGCUGCCCGAGGCGCUUCACGGCGAGGCCAUCGCUGUGGGCAUGAUGCUCGAAGCGCGCAUCGCUGUGGCUCAAAAUCAUCUCUCCAUCAGCGAAUUGGGCGCCUUGUCGAGCUGCCUCAAAGCGUACAGGUUGCCAGUCUCCAUCUCAGACUUUGCACAUCACGCCAACGCCGGCAAGCUCUCCAUCAGCAAAUUAUUGGAACGCAUGUCCAUCGACAAGAAGAACGCUGGUUCCAUCAAGAAGCUCGUUCUGCUCAACUCUCUCGGCACCACGCUGGAGCAGCGCGCUUCGAGCGUCUCGGAUGCAGACAUUGCCUCUGCCAUGUCGUCUGCUGCUUUGGUGCAGCCCGCCGCACCCGCUCCUCGAGCUGCCGUGCAGAUCGUCCCGCCCGGCAGCAAGAGCAUCUCCAAUCGCGUACUGCUGCUCGCCGCCCUUUCCACCUCGACGCACGGAUGCCGCAUCAGGAACCUGCUGCACUCGGAUGAUACGCGCGUCAUGAUCGACUCGUUGCGCUCGCUUCGCGCUGCCGACAUCGAAAUCGACACCGAUGGCGUUCACGUGCACGGCCACGGAGGUCUCCUUUCAGCCCCCGACAAGGAACUCUACGUGCAGAACGCUGGCACGGCUGCUCGUUUCCUGACAGCCGCUUGUCUCCUUGCAGCACCCACCGCCUCAGCCUCGUCCACCACCCUCACAGGCAACGAGCGCAUGCAGAAGCGUCCCAUCGGCGAUCUCGUCACAGCAUUGAACGCAGCAGGAUCGGGAAUCACGUCCAAGGUCGCCGGUCACCUACCCCUCGACAUUCCCGCUCGCGGCUUCUUUCCCACAGGCACCGACGGACACAUCAGCUUGUCAGCCGAGACCAGCUCUCAGUACGUGUCAGCCGUGCUGAUGUGUGCCCCGCUCGCCGCUCCUAGUUCGGCAGGUCAACAAUUCGUGACGCUGGAACUCGUCGGCGAUCACGUCAUUUCGCAGUCGUACAUCGACCUCACCAUCGCCCUCAUGGCGGACUUUGGCAUCCACGUGCAACGUGCCCGCACCACCUCCGGAGAGCUUCAGCAUCUCUACCGCAUUCCGCUUGGCGCGUACCACGCACCCGCAGAGUAUGCCGUCGAGAGCGAUGCGAGCUCGGCGACGUACCCGCUCGCCCUAGCAGCGUUGCAGGGCACGGAAUGUGUCAUUCCAACUUUGGGCUCGAGCUCGGCACAAGGCGAUGCAGCCUUCGCCAUGCUCUUGCGCGACAUGGGAUGCACCGUGGAGCAGACCAGCAACGCUACACUCGUUCGAGGCCCGCCAGGUGCUCCCGCAUCGCUCCGACAACUCGGCACGGUGGACAUGGAGCCUCUGACCGAUGCUUUCCUCACCGCUGCGGUACUUUUCGCGUGCGCAACCACGCCUGGCGUGACUGGACAGACCAGCACGCGCAUCACCGGCAUCUCCAAUCAGCGAGUCAAGGAAUGCAACAGGAUCCAGGCGAUGAUGGACGAAUUGGCUCGAUUUGGAGUCAAGACGGUGGAGCAUGAGGAUGGUCUCGAGAUUUAUCCUAGCUCGCUGGAGCAAAAAGCCACCUACGCCUCGGGUCAAAUCCCUUCCAUUCACUGCUACGACGACCAUCGCGUGGCCAUGGCUCUGAGCCUGCUUGGGGCUGUGUCGCCCACGGGAUGUAUCCUAGAGGAUCGUCACUGCACUGCCAAGACAUGGCCAACGUGGUUCGACAAUCUGCGCGACACGCUGGGAGCUCAGGUUGGUGCGACCGACGAUGUCCUUGUGCCGUCGCGCGGUACUCCCGAUAAAGCGGUUCCCGAUCAAGCGGCGCCGAUCAUCAGUCGCGCCGUGGCAAGUCUCGCCGACUCAAAACCCACCAUUGUGUUGAUUGGCAUGCGCGGAUCGGGCAAGACGCAUAUUGGCCGGAUCGCUGCCAUGGAACUGGGGCGCACUCUGGUCGACGCCGACGAGCAAUUCGAGUUGCGAUACGGCGACCUUUCCACCUUUGUACAGCAGCGCGGUUGGCCGGCUUUCCGUCGGGCCGAGCUAGAGCUUCUGCGCUCCCUUUUGAUCGAGCACGCCGACAAUGCCGUUCUUUCUUUGGGUGGCGGCAUCGUCGAGACACCCGAGGCUCGUACCCUGUUGCAAGAAUAUGGAGCGAACAUGGGCCCAGUCGUCUGGAUCAGAAGGCAUUUGUUCAACCUUCUCAACUUCCUCGAGACUGCCGGCCGCCCUGCUUAUGGCGAAGCGGCAGAGGAAGUCUUUCGCCGACGUGAGCCUCACUUUGCUGCCUGCUCCACGUACGAGUUCAGCAACCCAAUCGACGUGCCAAACAGCGCCUUGCCGCUCGCGGAUCAAGUGUCCAACUUCUUUGGCAUCAUCACCGAGCAAAAGCCCCGACACGUUGGGCCUCUCAGCUUUGCAAGAAGGACGUACAUGCUGUCGUACAAUGCUCCGAGCGUCUCUACACACCUGUCCGAUCUGUGCGACCUCGCUGCAGGUGUAGACGCCGUUGAGCUACGCGUCGACUGCCUCUCAUCCACCUGCGUUGACAAUGUGGCGCGCGAGGUGGCGCUUUUGCGCAGCGUCAUCGAUCUUCCAAUCAUCUACACUGUCCGAAGCGUCGCGCAGGGCGGGCAUUAUCCCGAUGACGACUUGGCGGGAUACGUACGGCUGAUCUUGCUUGCGCUUCGCAGCGGCUGCGACUAUGUGGAUGUAGAGAUGCGUUUGGCGGAACAGCAGCUGUCAGAGCUCUUUGCGGCCAAAGGCUGUAGCCGUAUCAUCGCCUCCUGGCACGAUCCACGAGGCGAGCUACCGUGGGGCCACAGAGGCGAAGCUUCGCCCAUGAUGGAAAAGUAUCACCUUGGAUCAAAGUAUGGCGACGUCGUCAAGCUGAUUGGGCUGGCGAGGACGCUGAACGAUAACCACGCGCUCAAGGAGUUCAGAGAGGCGGUCCUAAAGCCUGGCAACAAGCCCCUACUAGCGGUCAACAUGUCGCCGGCCGGCCAGCUGAGUCGCAUCCUCAACCCCGUGCUCAAUCCCGUCACGCACCCCAAGCUCGGUCAAGCCGCACCCGGUCAGCUCAGCUAUGCUCAGAUCCAGACAGGUCUGCACUUGCUCGGCAUGAAUCCGGGCAAAAAGUUUCACAUCUUCGGCAAUCCCGUGAGCAAGAGCCUGAGCCCCGCUAUUCACAACGCAGUCUUCAAGCAGCUUGGCACAGCCCACGCGUAUGCUCGAUGCGAAUCGGUCCAGGCUACCGACGAGGCGGUGCUCAAUCGGCUGGCGGCAAAGGACUUUGGCGGAGCUAGUGUGACGAUCCCGCACAAGGUGUCCAUGAUGGCGCUGUGCCACUCCAUCAGCCCCGAAGCGGAGGCGAUCGGGGCCAUCAACACCAUCUUGCCCCGUCCUGCAGCGGCGCCGAAUGCAGCUGGCGGCGGGCUCUGCCUGUAUGGCGAGAACACCGACUGGCGCGCGAUAAGCUCUGCGGUACAAGGUCGCCUAUCGCCUGGCUCAUUCGACGCGCUCGUCCUAGGCGCAGGAGGCACAGCGCGCGGCGCCAUCUAUGCACUGCACCGUGCGGGUGCGAAGCGCAUCUUGCUGCACAAUCGUACACGAGCGACGGCCCGAAACGUGGUCGAUGCGUGCCCGCUGACGUGGAACGUGUUGUUCGUGGAGACGCUGCAGGAGGUGACGCAAUGCUAUGCGCCAAGAGUCGUCGUCUCUACAACGCCACCGGAAGGCAGCGCGCUGCCUCACGAAGAGGGCGUCGCACCGCCCGGCACCACUGUCCUUCCUGCGGACCUGCUCAAGCUGCGCGACACCACCUUGGAGCAGGGCGUCGCUAUCGACAUGGCCUACACUGGCGUGCGGUCAACGCUGCAAGAGCUUGUGCGCACUUCGGCAUGGGCGGAUCGUUGGACAUUCGUGUCCGGUCUAGACAUGCUGCUCGCCCAGGCAGAGCAUCAGUCGCGCUUGUUCACCGGAAGAGCCUCCAUUCCGAAGCGCGCUAUGCGACACGCGGCAGAGAAGGCGCUCCACGAGCAGCGCACGUCGCCAUCGCUGCGCCCGGCCGCUGAGCACAUCCCUUCGGCCUUUCGCCCCGAGCUGUUGCGACCUGCCGCUACUCAAGCGCCCGGUGCGACCACAGGCGCGCGCGUAGACAUUGCCGCACCACAUUAUCCCGAUUUCAGAAAGAUGGAUUUGCGAGCAAGCUCCAGCUCGCCCUCACCAUCGGUGCUCAAUCCCGCAACGACUUUUCGCCCAGAGCGGUUGCGGCCUGUUGCCACUCGAGCAGUCGGCACCGCCGCCUCCGCUGAGCCACGCGUGGACAUUGCCGCACCACAUUAUCCCGAUUUCAAAAAGAUGAAUCUACGAGCAAGCUCCAGCUCGCCCUCACCAUCGGUGCUGGAUCCCGUGACGACUUUCCGCCCAGAGCUAUUGCGGCCUGUGGCCACUGAAGCAGUCGGCACCGCCGCCUCCGCCGGGCAACGCGUGGACAUUGCUGCACCACAUUAUCCCGACUUUAGGCGAGUGAAGCCGCAAUCCAGCUCCAGCUCGAUGGAUGUGGACGCGAGCGCAGAUGCACCUGUGAGGAAGGUGUACACGCUGCGUCGAGAGUAG
Messenger RNA from Ceraceosorus guamensis, 5688 nucleotides. RefSeq lists its product as hypothetical. Bases 1 to 5688 code for a protein of 1895 amino acids. NCBI's taxonomy places the organism in Eukaryota, Fungi, Basidiomycota, Exobasidiomycetes, Ceraceosorales, Ceraceosoraceae. The record is from RefSeq and is a predicted model, not a curated record. Gene Ontology annotation, molecular function: shikimate 3-dehydrogenase (NADP+) activity; 3-dehydroquinate synthase activity; 3-dehydroquinate dehydratase activity. The transcript is spliced from 2 exons. Gene Ontology annotation, biological process: chorismate biosynthetic process; aromatic amino acid biosynthetic process. Gene Ontology annotation, cellular component: cytoplasm.